AUGUCUAAAGGAAGAGGUUGUUCUUCCGAAGAGAAGAUUGAUCCAUGUUUUUCUCUUGAACUGCCUCCUGGUCCCUUUCCAUUCAAUACCAAAUAUGAUCCAAUUGUCUCUGGAUUUGAAGAAACUAUUCAGGCCAUCCAGAAAAAAUUACAGAACUCAACACAAGUAGAUCAAACCACCAGCAACGGAAGACCGUUAUCGGGAGGAUCAAGUGUGAUCAUGGUUGUCAGUUCGGGAAAUAACACUCUCACUAUUUAUGAUUGUUAUAAUAUUUCGAUCAAACAAGUCAUGGCUUCAGAGGAACGAACAUUUAUUUUGACGACAGAGGGAGAUGUUUAUCAUUGUUUUGCUGGAGAACCUUUUCAAAAACUCGACAUUCCUGAUCCAAUUGAAAUGAUGACAUCACGUCGCCAUUUAUUACUUGUAGCAAAAGACAAGAGUGUUUAUUUCAAUGAUUCUUUUAAUAUGGCAUCGGACAAACUUGCCAAGUGGAAAACAAAUGAUUAUCCUUGGCCAAAAGAUAAAGAAUAUCCAGUAGAUGUAUCAGCAGGCUCAACACAUUUAUUAAUACUUACCAAUGUUGGAAAUGUUUAUGGAUAUGGACAAAAUUAUGGUCAAAUAGGAUUCCCAUAUGGAAAUAAUCCUUAUACAACUGCUUGGCACAAAUCUGACACUUUACAUGUUACUGGAAAAAUUAUUAGAAUUUUCACGACGUAUAACACAAGUUUUAUUUUGACAGACGAAGGGAAAUUAUACGCAUGUGGUGAUCGGUCUUAUGGUGCUUCGGGAUUGGCGAGUGAAUCAGGUGCUCUACUUCACCGUUGGACUCUACUUUCAAAUAUUUCACAUGAAUUUGUGACAGAUGUGAGAACUGGAUUGUUCUUUGUUGCUGUUCUGUGCAGGUCGUCCAAAAUUUAUGUGUUUGGGUAUUUCAACUUCUAUCAAUUUGGACGAAACAGUUCAACAAACUCGGGUGUAAAUAGUACACCAAUACUUUUGGAUACUUUUGAGAUAUCAAAGAUUGCAGAUAUCGUUUGUGGAGGCUACAACUCUAUGAUUUUAACGAAAAACAAAGAAGUGUAUAUUGGUGGUAUGGGUAGAAGUGCAUUAAACGCGAGCAACUCGGGUGAAUACUCCAAGUUGGAAUGGUCCCGACUUUUAAGACAAAUUUACACAGGCUGUACUUUUAGUAAUUCUAAGGUCUCCAUGAAUAUGGGAAACACCUUUUACGCAUUGUACAUUUCAACAGACACAUCCAUUACAAAAUUGUUCAAUUUUAGAAAUAUUUGGAAAGUUGCAGAUGUAUUUUUUCGUUUUGACUGA
This is a messenger RNA of Naegleria fowleri, 1323 nucleotides long. RefSeq lists its product as uncharacterized. Bases 1 to 1323 code for a protein of 440 amino acids. Lineage: Eukaryota; Heterolobosea; Eutetramitea; Acrasida; Naegleriidae. The record is from RefSeq and is a predicted model, not a curated record. The transcript has 4 exons.